GGUUACUAUACGUUAUGAAAACUUUCCUGAUUUUGUCCUUCUUUGCCCUAGCCGUUUCGGCUCUUCCUCUGGAGGAAUCUGAGCGCAUUAAUGGCGAAAACGGCUGGUACCUUCCCCAAGAGGAUGGUUCCUUCGAAUGGGUGGACAUGGAUGUGGCUGAGAAGUGGAUGGAGGCACAGGAACAGCUGGAGAGCCGUGGCCUGACCACCGUUCCAGUGAAGUUCUACCUGUACACUUCCUCGAACCCCACCAAGGGCACUAAGAUCACCACCACCACCAAUUCCAUAGACGCCUCCAACUUUAACGCCGCCAACCCGACCCGCUUUGUGAUCCACGGCUGGACCCAGAGCUACACCGCCAGCAUGAACAAGGACAUCUGCAGUGCCUGGCUCUCCAGGGGAGACUACAACGUGAUCGUCGUGGACUGGUCCCGUGCCCGUUCCGUGGACUAUGCCACCUCAGUCAUGGCUGUCGGUGCCACCGGAAAGAAGGUUGCCGCCAUGAUCAACUUCCUGCAGUCCAACUACGGAAUGUCCCUGGAUAACCUGUACGUGAUCGGUCACAGCCUGGGCGCCCACGUGGCUGGAUAUGCCGGCAAGAACACCAAUGGUCAGGUGCACACCAUCGUCGGUCUGGACCCCGCCCUGCCCCUCUUCAGCUACAACAAGCCCAACAAGCGUCUCAACGCCAACGAUGCCUGGUAUGUGGAGUCCAUCCAGACCAACGGCGGUAGCCUGGGAUUCCUGAAGCCCAUCGGCAAGGGAGCCUUCUACCCGAACGGCGGACAAAGCCAGCCCGGCUGCGGAUGGGAUUUGACUGGUUCCUGCUCCCACGGUCGCUCCACCAUCUACUACGCCGAGGCCGUGUCCGUGGACAACUUCGGCAGCAUUAAGUGCGGAGAUUAUCAGGACGCCGUUUCCAAGGAAUGCGGAAGCACAUACAGCGGCGUUCGCAUGGGAGCUGACACCAACGCCUACAUGGUCGAUGGUGACUUCUAUGUGCCCGUGAACAGCGAGGCUCCUUUCGGCAUGAUUAACUAGUAGCAAUGCAAUAAACUUAAGGUCAAUGAAAGUAA
Molecule: messenger RNA, 1075 nt
Organism: Drosophila rhopaloa
Lineage: Eukaryota; Metazoa; Arthropoda; Insecta; Diptera; Drosophilidae
Product: phospholipase A1-like
Exons: 2
Coding region: 15-1040 (341 amino acids)
Biological process (GO): lipid metabolic process
Molecular function (GO): lipase activity
Source: RefSeq, a predicted model, not a curated record